Messenger RNA from Pygoscelis adeliae (Adelie penguin), 1065 nucleotides. It is a transcript of the gene PRSS55, whose product is annotated as protease, serine, 55. The record is from RefSeq and is a predicted model, not a curated record. The coding region runs from base 1 to 1065 and encodes 354 amino acids. Gene Ontology annotation, biological process: proteolysis. Gene Ontology annotation, molecular function: serine-type endopeptidase activity. NCBI's taxonomy places the organism in Eukaryota, Metazoa, Chordata, Aves, Sphenisciformes, Spheniscidae. The transcript is spliced from 6 exons.
AUGGCAAUACCUGGUGAAAAGCGUUGGUCCAAGACUGGGAUUGAAAUGCUUCUCCUUACCCUCUUUUGUUUAACUUCUCUGAUCAGCAGCAUCAAUGCGGGUUUUUCUUCCCGAAGUUUUAUGUUCAGAAAUGACCAGCAGAGUGGAACAGCCAGUAGCCCUACAGGAUAUAAACGUAUCGAGUGUGGCCUCCGACCAUCUUACGAGUCCUUUCUGGAGACUGGCAAGAGGAUCACAGCGGGGAGAUACGCCAGGGCUGGGGAGUUCCCAUGGCACGUGAGCAUCCAGAGCAACGGGAAACAUAUCUGCGGAGGCACCAUGAUCAGCGCAUUGUGGAUUUUAACUGCGGCCCAUUGCUUUGCAGAAGAGGUGCCACCAGAUCUCACUGUUGUAGUGGGGGGAAUUGACCUCAACCUCCCGCUGGAAGAACAUAAGCCGGACAGCUUGAUCCUCCACGAAAACUUUGACAGAAUGAGCAUGGAAAAUGAUAUCGCUCUGAUCCUGCUCAGCUCUCCCAUCGAGUUCAGCAAUGAGAAAAUCCCCAUCUGCUUGCCCUUCAUAUACGACAUUGAUACGUGGCAACACUGCUGGGUUGCUGGGUGGGGAACCCCAAGUGCAGCGGUUGCGGUGCCAACAUCCCACGUGCUGCAGAAAGCGCGGAUGAAGCUCAUCAGCAGGGAGCAGUGCUUGGAGCGGAUCCCACAGCUAGUGGAGAACGAGCUGUGUGCUGAGCUGGAGGGAGGAGAAAGAGGUGCCUGCCAGGUAGACAGCGGGGGACCUCUGGUUUGCAGCUACUGGAACACCAUGAAGUGGUUUCAGGUCGGCAUCGUCAGCUGGGGAGAAGAUUGUGCAGAAAAGCCAAACCAUGAGAUCUUAGUGUCUGUUUACAGCUACCGUGGCUGGAUCGAGACUGAGACAGCCAUAAGGGGGAAACCUUUCUUCAUUGAAGGCGUGGAUAACCGUGCAAAUGCCAGGGUGGUUCCUUCCAGCGCUGAGACACAGCUGCUGUUUCUUGAGUGUCGUCUCCUUUUAUUUGUCUCUUUAAUAGCAAUUAGAUUACUCUAG